UGCCCUGCUUCAUAGGCUUCUUUGCAGUCUCAGAAGAAAACAAGUUCAUCGAAGUACUUGAUUUUGAUUUAGGGAUUCAUUCUCCUCAUCACUCGUCAUGUACAGAGCAGCAGCUUCAUCAUUCAGGAGGAAUCUCAAGGGUCAUGGAGGCAACUUGGGAGCCACUAGGUUUGCGACUUCAACUGCUGUAGCCUCAAGGACUUCCUCUGGUGGUUUGUUUAGCUGGCUUACUGGGGAGAGUUCUAGUUCUCUUCCUCCUCUGGACAAACCACUUGGUGGUAUUGCUCUCCCAGAUCCAUUACCAGAUUAUGUUGAACCUAGCAAGACCAAGAUCACAACUCUUCCCAAUGGACUCAAAAUAGCAUCAGAGACCUCAACAAACCCUGCAGCCUCAAUUGGGUUAUAUCUUGAUUGUGGUUCCAUCUAUGAGACGCCAUUGUCAAGCGGCGCUUCACACUUGCUAGAACGAAUGGCUUUCAAGAGCACAACAAACCGUAGUCACUUUCGAAUUAUAAGGGAAGUUGAAGCAAUUGGUGGCAAUAUAGGAGCCUCAGCCUCCCGGGAGCAGAUGGGCUACACAUUUGAUGCUUUGAAGACCUAUGUUCCACAAAUGGUUGAAUUACUGGUUGAUUGUGUAAGAAACCCAGCCUUCUUGGAAUGGGAGGUCAAUGAAGAGCUUCGAAAGGUGAAAGCAGAGCUUGGAGAACUCUCAAACAAUCCCCAGGGUUUGCUUUUGGAAGCAAUUCACUCGGCUGGUUAUUCUGGUGCAUUGGCUUAUCCUCUUUUGGCUCCUGAAUCAGCACUGAACAGAUUGGAUGGCCCUAAUUUAGAGCAAUUUGUUGCUGAGAAUUACACAGCACCUAGAAUGGUACUUGCAGCAUCUGGGGUUGAGCAUGAAGAACUUCUAUCUGUUGCUGAGCCACUUCUCUCUGAUCUACCAAGUGUUCCCCGUCCCGAAGAACCUAAAUCUGUCUAUGUUGGGGGUGAUUUUCGCCGUCAAGGUGAAUCAGGGGGUACACAUGUUGCUAUUGCUUUUGAAGUGCCCGGUGGUUGGCAAAAAGAGAAAGAUGCUGUAGUUUUGACUGUUCUACAGAUGCUUAUGGGAGGAGGUGGGUCAUUCUCAGCAGGGGGCCCCGGUAAAGGGAUGCACUCAAGGCUAUAUCUUCGUGUGUUGAAUGAAUAUCAACAGAUUCAAUCUUUUUCUGCAUUCAACAGUAUCUUCAAUAGUACUGGACUGUUUGGCAUUUAUGCAAGCACUAGCCCUGAUUUUGUGCCAAAAGCUGUGGAUAUAGCAGCCAAAGAACUAUUAGCAAUUGCAUCGCCUGGACAAGUUUCACAGGUACAGCUUGACCGUGCCAAAAAGUCCACCAAGUCUGCAGUUCUAAUGAAUCUGGAAUCUAGAAUGAUUGCUUCAGAAGAUAUAGGAAGGCAGAUUUUGACUUACGGAGAAAGGAAGCCUGUGGAGCAGUUCUUGAAGGAUGUGGAUGAAAUCACUUUAAACGAUAUCACUAAAAUUGCUCAGAAGAUCAUUUCCUCACCUUUGACUAUGGCAUCAUAUGGGGAUGUUAUAAAUGUGCCAAGUUAUGAAUCUGUGAACAGCAAGUUCCAUGCAAAAUGAAAUUGCUUGUUCUCAACCUUUUCAUCGUCAUAGUUUCUGGAUCACACAAAUGCCAACUUCCAAUUUUCAAGAGCAGUACACCCUCUCAGCAAUGCUGAAAAUAAAUCCCAAGAGAAUUUUUUUUGUGCGGAUCUGAGGAGCCAUUAUUAAGGUUCCGUGUUUGUCUUUUUUUAUAAUGACUUUGCCUAAUGUAUCAAGGUGCAUGGUCCCGUGAUAAUGAACACGUUAAUUUUUUUAUUUAUGAAUUAAUUCUCUCUCUUUUCUUAACUUUUAAAAGAGCAUAAGAGUGGUGCAUUUAUAUAAAAUACAGAAGACAUGAACCCUGUUCUUUCGAAAAUUAGUACCUUAUUUCCAUAAAUACUAAAAAAUUUCGAC
Molecule: messenger RNA, 1993 nt
Organism: Gastrolobium bilobum
Lineage: Eukaryota; Viridiplantae; Streptophyta; Magnoliopsida; Fabales; Fabaceae
Product: mitochondrial-processing peptidase subunit alpha-like
Exons: 13
Coding region: 98-1618 (506 amino acids)
Biological process (GO): proteolysis
Cellular component (GO): mitochondrion
Molecular function (GO): metal ion binding; metalloendopeptidase activity
Source: RefSeq, a predicted model, not a curated record